AAAUUUUACCCGAAUAAACAUUUUAAAUAAAUUGCUUUUGUUCCGAACGUAAAUCGCGUUUUGGACACUUAAAAUAUACCCGGACAUUACGUGUCAUCGGCAGAAUCAACAAAAGCCGGGGAAACACGACACUUCCAAGGAUCGUUUCUUGAGUUCUCCAUUGGCUAAUCACACGACUCGGAGCUGUUUCUGAUUCCCCUUUCGGUCCACUGUUUAGACUUGCUGUUACCAACAAAUUGUUUCGGGUUUAUUUAGUCUUUCGGUUUUGUACAAAGAAAGCAGACUCCGCAUUUUUUUUGUUUUAUUUUUUUUGAACACACAUUUUACGUUAUUACAUGAAACAUUUUUGAACCUUUUUGGACACCUGAUAAACCUCCGAAUGUGGCAACUCAAAAUUAAUUAAACCAGUUUAAAGAACCAACACGCACAGUACACAAGUAAACGCAUCGUUUUUAAGCAACAACAAAAAAACAACAAAAUUGUGUAGAUAAUAUCGCGUCUAUAUAUAGUAGAUAUAAAAUACUAUUUCGAGCAAUAUGCGUGGACAACUGCUGCUGAAGGGACCUGCAUUGGCGAGGAGCCUGAGCCGAGUGCGAGUGAGUGUCCUGCCGCAGAUUGGACCGGUCCGUCAUGUGACCGCCGGCUGUGGAGCGGGCGAUGCCGUCAAGGGCGGCAAGGGCAUCGUCCUGGGCCUCUACGAAAAGGAAUCGGGCAAGGGUCCUCGACUCACGCCCGCCGGCGAGAAGUUCGACGAUCGUGUUCAGGGCAAACUAUCCGAGUUGGUCUGCGAAACGAAACUCACGGGUCGUCUGGGUCGCGGCAAGGUCUUCAACAAUGUGGACGCCGAUUUCCGUUCCAUUUGCGUGGUGGGCGUGGGUCUGGAGGGCAUUGCCUUCAACGAACUGGAAAUGCUGGACGAGGGCAUGGAAAAUGUGCGAAUAGCAGCCGGAAUUGGUGCCCGAUCGCUGCAGGCCAUCGGCUGCUCCGAAGUGCAUGUGGAUAAUAUGGACUAUGCCGAGCAGGCGGCCGAAGGUGCCGCUUUGGCCAUCUGGCGGUAUGAGGAGAAUCUGGCCAAGAAAUAUCGCAGCACCAUACCCAAGUUGGAGCUGCAUGGAUCGCCCGAUGUGGAGUCCUGGACAAGGGGUCUCUUUAAGGCGGAGGCCCAGAAUUUGGCCAGGCGACUGUGUGAUGCCCCCGCCAAUUGUAUGACGCCCACAAUGGUGGCCCAGGCUGCCGUGGAUGCCCUGUGUCCCUGCGGCAUUACCGUGGAGGUUCGCACCAUGGAGUGGAUCGAGCAGCAGCAUCUGAACUCAUUCCUGAUGAUUGCCAAGGGCAGUUGCGAACCACCCGUCCUCCUGGAGGUGGCCUACUGCGGCACUGCCCCCGAAGAUAAGCCCAUAUUGCUGGUGGGCCAGGGGAUUACCUUCAACUCUGGCGGUAUCAAUCUGCGUCCUUGCAAGGGAAUGGAUGAGUUCAGAGGCGAUCUCACCGGUGCCGCUUCCAUUUUGGCCGCCAUGCGAGCAGCUGCGGCAUUAUCACUGCCCAUCAAUAUCACCGCCGUGAUACCACUUUGCGAAAAUCUUCCCUCUGGCAUGUCCUGCAAGCCGGGCGAUGUGGUCACCCUGCUCAAUUCCAAGUCGCUGGCGGUGAGGAACAUCAGCAGAACGGGAGUGGUGGUCAUAUCGGAUCCCAUGCUUUAUGGCCAGAUCACGUACAAGCCGCGACUCGUCGUCGAUGUGGGCUCCAUGUGCAAGGGCGUGAAGAAGGCGGUGGGCGGUGGCGCCACAGGGAUCUGGUCGAAUUCGCAUUACAUCUGGAAGCAAUUCCAGCGGGCUGGAUCCCUGACCGGCGAUCGCCUGUGGCGGUUCCCAUUGUGGCGCUACUACAAGGAUCGUGUGGCAGAGCACCUGAGCUUCGAUCUGCUGAAUGAUGGCGAGGGUUAUGCCUCCUCCUGUCUGGCGGCUGCUGUCCUCCAUGAACUGGUGCCCUGCAGCGAUUGGGCCCACCUGGACACCUAUGGCACUGGACUACUGAGCACCUAUGGUCUGAUACCCUAUCUCACGGCUGGAAGGAUGACUGGCAGGCCAACAAGGACACUGGUGCAGUUCCUCUACCAAAUCGCCUGCCCCGAACAGCCCAAAUAGUUCGGUGUUGCAAAUACUUUCGAUGUCGGAUAAUAUGACUACGAUUACGUUUUGGUUGGUUCUUUGACAGGCGACUCGUUAAGACCCCGGACAUUGGAUGUUUGGCUUCAACUGUAUGUAGAUGAGAGAUGGUGAUGUGCUCAUCGCCCAACGUUUUAUCCCCUUGACUGAAGUUCCCGUACCAGGGACCAGACCUCGUUCUAUGUUUCUAUUUAAUGUUUAUGACUCGGCCGCAUCCCGGGGCUGAGUUGGCUGGCAGAGAGUGUCUCGAGUCCAAAAACAUCCAAAUUGACACAGAUAAAUCAUUGUAUUAUCCAUUCAUAAUCACUUUCGGCUUGCAACCAAAUGUAAUAAAUUGUAGGGUCCUUAAAAGAA
Messenger RNA from Drosophila rhopaloa, 2519 nucleotides. Its product is annotated as cytosol aminopeptidase. Gene Ontology annotation, cellular component: cytoplasm. The coding region runs from base 537 to 2144 and encodes 535 amino acids. The transcript has 2 exons. Gene Ontology annotation, molecular function: metalloaminopeptidase activity; manganese ion binding. Lineage: Eukaryota; Metazoa; Arthropoda; Insecta; Diptera; Drosophilidae. The record is from RefSeq and is a predicted model, not a curated record. Gene Ontology annotation, biological process: proteolysis.